Molecule: messenger RNA, 1032 nt
Organism: Trichomonas vaginalis G3
Lineage: Eukaryota; Parabasalia; Trichomonadida; Trichomonadidae
Product: protein ubiquitination
Exons: 1
Coding region: 1-1032 (343 amino acids)
Source: RefSeq, a predicted model, not a curated record
AUGUACGAAGAUGAAUUUAUUGAAAAUGUACCUGAAUCAUUAAGAAAAUACUAUAUUAUAGAGAAUCUUGUGUUUGAUACGACUAUUGAUAAUGUUGAUGAAACAAUUGAUAAAAUAUAUCAAUUCCCGAACGUUUCAACAUUUUAUCUUAUCAAUUUAAUAAUUUAUGCUGCAGAGCAAAGAAGAUUUAACUUCAAGGCACUAGCUAUGCUAUUUUCAAAAGUUAGAAAAGGAAGAAUUACUUUCCCUUAUACUGAUUUUAUACAAUAUGCAGAAAAGUGCGGAUAUGUUAGACCCACACAAAUUAGAUCAUUAGAAUAUAUUACUAGAACGGCCGAAGAACUCGAAAUACCAUUUCCAAAAGGUACAAUUGCCUAUGAAAUUGCAACAAAUAACUAUCAAAACGUCGUGACUCUUUCUGCCAAUACAAAUCUCCUUAAAGAACAAUUUACAUACGAAAAAGACCUAGUUUCAUGCUUAGAUAUUGCAGCUGCAUGUGGCAAUUUAGAAAUCUUUAAUUACUUACAAAUUAACGGAUUGGAGAUAACUCAAUCGACAAUACAAUGUGCCAUAUCCGGAGGAAACAACGAUAUCAUUGAAACAAUCGCUCAACAAGGUCAUAAUUUCGAACAUUGCAUUUUAUACGCAAUUCAUCAUCAUAGACAUAAAAUAUUCGACUGGCUACUUGAUGAAUACGGAUGCAUUGGACAAACACUUACAGAUUGCAUUGCUUCAUUCAAUACUUACGCAUUUAUUCGCUGUCUCGAAGCAGGACUCGAUAUUAAUGAGACAGACCAUACAUUCUUCCAAGAACCUCCAUUUUUGAUGGCAGUUAAAGUCGGAAUUCCUGAAUUAGUUUUGUAUAUCACAGAACACGGUGGUCAGAAGAUAGAUAACUCAAGAUUACUGUUUUCUUAUGCUACUACAGAGGAAGUAAGACAAUGUUUAUUAAGUCUUGGUUACGAAGAGCCUCAAGAUGGAAUUAGACCAAGCAGAAGAUGCAUUUCUAUGAGACAUAGAUCAUGGGUAUGA